AUGUCCACCUGCGAGCCGUCAGAACAGUUCAAACAGGCCGCAGAGUACGUCGCUACAUCCCCCAAGCUCAAGAAGCUGCCAAAUGAGACCAAACUCCAACUCUAUGGACUGUACAAAGCGGUCACCGUAUCUGCUUCUCCCUCGGGCCCGCGGCCAGGUCUGUUGUCCUUCGAAGGAAGGGCGAAAUGGGAUGCUUGGGACCGAAUAGGAAAGGAAUUUGGAGGCAAACCGAAGGAAGAAGUGGAGAGGAAGUAUCUGGAUGUAUGCAAGUCUUCAGGUUGGGAGGAAGGUGUUGCUCCUGAGCCGACAGGGAAGCGGGAAGAGGGGGGUGAGGGGGGCAGCAGCGGGCCUGCAGGGUUGGGCGUAAGCGUAAGCCAGAUGCUGAGAGAAGACGAAGCAGAGCAUGAGGGGAAGAACGAUCUCCAAGGGGCGGUAGUAAGAGGUGAUGUGGGCAAGGUGAACGAGUUUUUACUACAAGGGGAGGCCAUCAAUGGUGUGGAUGAAUAUGGGUUUACGGCGUUGCAUUUGGCCGCGGAUCGAGGGCAUAAAGAGAUCGUACAGCUGCUACUCGACAGAGGGGCUAAUGUGGGAAUCAAGGAUCCGGAUGGGGAGACGGCCAUCUCGCUCGCUCGGGAGGCAGGACACGAGGAAAUCGUGGUCCUCAUUCAGCAGGUGCUGUCAGAUCAUGGGCAGGAGGGGCAGAACUCCUAA
Dacryopinax primogenitus is the source of this 711-nucleotide messenger RNA. Its product is annotated as ankyrin. The record is from RefSeq and is a predicted model, not a curated record. Gene Ontology annotation, molecular function: protein binding; fatty-acyl-CoA binding. Lineage: Eukaryota; Fungi; Basidiomycota; Dacrymycetes; Dacrymycetales; Dacrymycetaceae. The coding region runs from base 1 to 711 and encodes 236 amino acids. The transcript is spliced from 4 exons.